AUGCAAUUGUAUGCAUCCAAAGGAGAGCUGGAGACCCUGCAGAUUACAUUCCUACCAUUUAUAGGAAGAAGACUUACCAGACUUACUACAACCUUAUCAUCUACCCAAACCAAUGGCCAAAAUUUAUGGGAAGAUACCCCAUCUCCCAACAUACUUCCACCAUCAUCAAGAAGAGCACCAGGGAGGCCUAAGAGAAGAAGGAACAAAGAUGUUGAUGAAAAGAGAAAAGAUACAACAAUUGUUAGCAGGAGAGGGCUUCCAAAUAAAUGCUUAAUUUGUGGUAAAUCUUGCCACAACAAAGCCUCUUGCCCAACUGCUCCAAAAAAAACUGCACAAUCCCAAUCUGCACCAUCUCAAACACAACCAUCACAAACACAACCAUCACAGACACAUCCAUCACAACCACGACCAUCCAAUGCAUAA
Lathyrus sativus (Indian pea) is the source of this 423-nucleotide messenger RNA. The record is from the annotation of a GenBank genome assembly. Lineage: Eukaryota; Viridiplantae; Streptophyta; Magnoliopsida; Fabales; Fabaceae.